Paramecium sonneborni is the source of this 1127-nucleotide messenger RNA. Lineage: Eukaryota; Ciliophora; Oligohymenophorea; Peniculida; Parameciidae. The record is from the annotation of a GenBank genome assembly.
UUUCAUUCAAAUGGAAAGAAAAAUAAUUGAAUUUGUAUAGGAAUGUCAAACUAAUAUUGGAAAUUAUUAAGAUUUAACUUAAAUGGAGGAGAUUGUUAAUUAACUUAUUUCAAUAGUUUGUACAAAUUAUUAUUAUAUUUUUAAGAUUUUCUUAUUGAGUAAGGCUAACAAACCUUUGAAGAAGAAAAAUUAAAAUAUUAAACUUUAAAUCAAGACUUUUCUAAUUUAUAGACAUUAUAUUAAUAAGCUUUAUAGGAAAUAUAGAUACUCAAAGCAAACCACAAUUAAGAACUUGAAGAAUUUUCUGAGUAUCAUGAUAUAAUGAUUAAGAAGGAAUAUAUUAUAGAAUAAGAAAAAGAUGAAUAACUAAAUAACAUGAAAUCAAGUACAAAUGAAAUGAUGAAGUCGUUAAGAUUUCAAUAAUAAUAAUUAGAAAAUGUAAAACAGUAAAACGAAGAUCAGUAAAUGGAGAUUUAUGAAUUACGAAAAUUAUUGUAACAAAAGUAAGUAAACACUGAACCUGCCUUUGAUUAGUAACAGUCUAAAAUCUAAACCUGUGAAAGUAUUAAGGAACAAAAAGAGACUUCCCCUUCUUAUAUAAGUGUUAAAUAAAAAAACUAAGAAAGCUGCUCAAGUAUAGAAUUAAAUACGCAAUCUAAUUAAAAAGAAAAUAUAUAAAAAGAACUUUGUUCUUAAACUUUUAUACGUGAAAAAAGUCUUAAGGAAUCUGGUCUUCACCUUAAAUAUACUCAUUGUCAUUCUAAAAAUUAAAGCAUAAAUUGGGUCAAAUUAGCUACUAUUGCUUAAACUUAGUAAUCUUUAUCAUCUAAAAGUGAUGAUGAAGAAUCUAAUUGCAGAAAAUCUUAAAGAAGAUUAUCUAAAGAUUUCAGUACUGAAUGUGAUCCAAUAUUUGUUAAUACUAGAAACCCAUAUAAAGAUUUUUUUACAUUGGUAUGUAUUUUAGUUAAACCUUAGAUUUGCUAAUCAGUUAAAUUAAAUCUAAAUAAAACAAAAUAUUAUGUUAUAAAUGUAGAUAUGCUCUAUGAAAAAUUUCAGAUAGAAGGUGUUCCAUUUAAUAAAUGGUACAAAAAAGUAGAAAAGUAUAUUUUAGAAUAAAUGUAGUGACU